Thyridium curvatum is the source of this 3513-nucleotide messenger RNA. RefSeq lists its product as uncharacterized. Gene Ontology annotation, biological process: carbohydrate metabolic process. NCBI's taxonomy places the organism in Eukaryota, Fungi, Ascomycota, Sordariomycetes, Thyridiales, Thyridiaceae. The record is from RefSeq and is a predicted model, not a curated record. The transcript has 17 exons. The coding region runs from base 1 to 3513 and encodes 1170 amino acids. Gene Ontology annotation, molecular function: hydrolase activity, hydrolyzing O-glycosyl compounds; chitin binding.
AUGGCACUCAGCGGUAAAGUCUUUGCCGGGUGGCUUGCAGCUGUCCUAGGCACUGUCUAUGUUGCGGUGCUUCUUUUGUCGCAUGACCAUUAUUCUGACGCUUCGUCUGGGGCGUCAAGGAUCUUGAAAGCGCGAACCUCGUUACCGAUCGACGACGGCCUCUCAUUGUCACCUAAUGAUAGCCCUGUGAGCGGCAAUCUCUCACGUCGACAAGAUGACUUCUCGUGUGGGCCUGGUCGCCCUUGUAGUAAUAGUGCUUGUUGUGGCAAGGACGGCUUCUGCGGUUAUGGGCCCACAUACUGCGGAGAUGGAUGUACAUCCAACUGCAAUGCUCAUGCUGAAUGCGGGAAGGACUCAAACCCUCCUGGGAAGACGUGCCCUUUGAACGUUUGUUGCAGCGAGUUCGGCUUCUGUGGCACGACAGAGGAGUUCUGUGGUGCCAAAUGCCAGAGUAACUGUGCUCUAGAGCCCUCGCCGCCUUCUGGCUCCGCACAAGGCCAGGUUCUGUCUCGAGUAGUUGGGUAUUACGAGUCCUGGAACUAUCGCUCAUCCUGCCGCAAGACCAAGCCAUCUGAUCUUCCACUUGAUGCUCUCACGCACGUCAACUAUGCUUUUGCUUUCUUAGACGCUGCAACAUACCACAUUACACCCAUGGAUAGUGGGACUACAGCCGACCUAUUCACCGAGACGACAAAUCUCAAGCAACUCAAGCCCGGACUGGAGGUUUGGCUCAGCCUCGGCGGGUGGACUUUCUCGGACAAUGGAACAUCUACACAGCCCCUCCUUUCUGAUAUUGCGAGGGAUUCUUCGAAGCGCACGGCCUGGGCCAAUCACGUGGUCUCUUUCCUGAACACAUACGGAUUUGAUGGCAUUGAUAUUGACUGGGAGUACCCUGGUGCCCCAGACCGUGGCGGAAAGCCGGAAGACGUCCAGAACUUUGUGGAGUUGAUGGCCUCUCUUCGCAAUGCGUUCAACAGUGCAGGCCGUAAGCUUGGCAUCAGCUUCACCAUCCCUGCAUCGUAUUGGUAUCUACGAUGGUUCGAUGUUCCUGGUCUUUUGCGAUACGCAGACUUUACGAACAUGAUGAGCUAUGACAUCCACGGCACAUGGGACAAGCAGAACGCAAUUGGCAAUGUCCUUCACCCUCACACGAACUUGACGGAGAUCAAGAAGGCCGCAGAGCUUCUCUGGCGUAACAACGUACCUCCAAACAAGGUGUCCUUGGGCUUUGGUUUCUACGGCCGCUCUUAUACUCUCUCCGACCCAAGCUGUUCCACCCCCGGAACUUGUCGCUUCAGCGACGGUGGUGCUCCAGGCCCAUGCACCGCUACAAGCGGCUACCUCUCCUACUACGAGAUCCAGGACGUCCUUGCCAAAAACCCUGGUAUCACCGUUAACUGGGAUAAAGAGGCCUCUGUCAAGUAUUUCAAAUGGAAUAAUGACCAAUGGAUAGCCUACGAUGACAAGGAUACCUUCAAGCAAAAGGUCGACUGGGCUAACUCUGUUGGUUUCUCCGGCUCGCUGAUCUGGGCAUCCGAUCUUGAUGAUAACCAAUUGAGCGCCCAUGCCGCUCUGCUUGGGAGAUCUGUCAAAACAAACAGCGAUGUCAGGUCGACUACUCUCGCCGAACUCAACACCGUCAACCUUCUUAACGCCAAUCUGGAUCAACAAUGUCAUAUAAUCAGGUAUUGCACAUCAGUAGAAGGACCCUAUGCAAGUGUAAACUUCUGCAAUACUGGUGAGAGCUACUUUGGCUUUGAUAGAGCGGGUUGUGGAAAGUUUAAGGGGCAUCCUAUCUGUUGCAAGACAACCAUCCAGGGCACCACGGGAAUGUACUUGGCGCGGAAACCCGACUGGGGAGGUUGGCCAAGCGAGUCGGGAGACAAGCGAUGUGGACGCGGCAGCAAGGCCUUCUGUUGCACUAUGCCGGACACUGUACCGGCCCUUCUAAAGCAAUGCAGGUGGACCGGAUGUGGCAAAGGUUGCAACAGUGAUGAACAGGACAUGGGCAAAGUCGCAACCGACAAGGACGAUUGGUGCGGUGUCGCCCGGGGAGGCAAGCACUUCUGCUGCCGCGCCUCAAACCCGGCAUUCAAGCAGUGCACCUGGCGCGGGCACGGCGACUGUGUUGACAACACAUGCAAGGGCAAUGAGGUCACAGUCAGGACCGCAGUCGACGGAGAUGAUGCAUGGCAUGCCUGCAAUUGGGGCCGUCAAAAGAGCUUCUGCUGCGAGCCAAAUAACCAGAUGACACCCAUCAUGUGUGACAAAAACACCAUCUGUACCGCAAGCCUCUGGGCAUACCAAAGCCUGUGUCAGCCCGAUCCCUGGGCGAACGACUCUCCUAAUAGCAAGCGAGAGCUCGAUGCCGGCACUUAUGCCUCGAUUUCCAAGGCAGACAAGAUCAGGGAUGGUCCUGAGAGCUCUGGUUUGGUGCCGGUGUCGAGGCAGUUGCACCAGCCACACCCUUUCUGGGAAGUCAUCUCCAAGAGGUCGCCCAGCGGCAGGCCUAUCAACUCAUAUAUUCAUGUCUUCCUUGGAGCACACUUGGUCGAGAUGGUCGUUAGGCUUCUAGCUCAGACCUAUCCUGGCCCGGCCACCCUCACGGCGACGCAAAACGGAGCCCAAAAUGCGAGCCCAUUGGCAUUCAGACCAGCCGGGGGUCAAUGUAGCACGACCGGUGUUGAGUCAUUCCCGAGGGCACUGUUGGCUGUGAAUGGCCCGGGGUCGAUAAAUACGCAAGGCCGAGGCUACGAUACAGAUCACCCUAUUGAACUCCAAUAUGUUGGACAGUUGCUCACUGCACUGGUUGACGGCCUGCUCCCAUCCGGGACGAACAUUAAUCAGAUCCUGCCCAAUGUGCAGACCAUUCCCUGGACCACGAUACGCCCAUACUGGGAUGAAGAUAUGCCCUACAAUCAAGCUAUCGGGGCUCUCCCGGAUCCAACUCCAUUCACUGACGUGAAUUGGGGCAACAUUAACAAUCGUCUGUUCGAGAUCCUUGGUUCCAAGACCAACCGCGCGCCGUUCAGGACACUGGACCGCCCCAUGAACAACAUGAAGGGCAAGAUCUUUGCGCGCCAGAACCCGUACGAUUUGACUGAACUCAGAAACCAUAUUACUAAUGCAAUAACUACUGGCCAAGGCGAAGAGACUUUUCUCCAGCCGAUGAGAAUGGUGGUAGCCAUCUUCCGCUACCUCUUCGAUCCCAAUGUGAGCAACUCGAUACAAACGCAGAGGAACCAGCUAUUGGCACAAGCCACGGCCAUCACCAACAACAUACCGGCUCUUCAGCCCUUCCUGGCCAUCUGGACCGAGUUCGACCGCGACUUCUUCGAGGCCACAGCCAACUUUGCAAGAACAUGGGUCGCGGACCAGAUCAUUACCGUCAUCGCCGCUUACCAGGCCGCGAUCCGGGCCAACCCCAACAAUCCGCCAGCCAACGCGGCGCAAGUGCUUAACGAGCUCAAUGCUCUGUUCGACUCGCUCCAGUAUAUUCGCGCUCCGCCAUGA